AUGUUCAAUGAGAUCGAAGGGGAUUUCAAUGACAUGGCUAUAAGAACAUUUAAGGUCGGCCUGCCUGCCGAGCAUGAUUUGAGAAAGCCCUUGACCAAGAAGCUGGUAAGAAGUAUGUGUCAACUUAUGGAUCAUAUUAACGAAUACAAGCGGGUUAAGGAAGACCAACAGCAGGGGAAGGGAAAGGCUAAGGUUAUCCUUCAGGAGAGGAAGGAUUUCAAGUCGGACUGUUACAGCAAUAACAGACCCCAUAGGGAUUUUACUGGGCAAUCUGGGUCUACGGCUCCGCAGAUGGUUAACACAAUGUUCCGAGAACCAAUACAUCAGGAAGGAAGGUUGAAACAAUUCUUGUAUCAUCCCAAUGGGCAAGGGGGGCAGACCGGACCUGAACUCCAGAGAAAUGCUUCUUCGAGAGACCAUUUGGGCACAAUUAAUGUCAUUCUCGCUGCACCAGGAAAGAUUGGUUCUCACCCAUCCAGGGUUAUGUCUGUGGCUCGGCCACCUGCCGAGGACCCUGAACAUCAACCAAAGAGGGCUAAGGUGAAGAUCCGACCGACGUUGAGCUUCUCGGAGGAUGAUAAGGUUGGAACCAUACAACCACAUGAUAACGCCCUGGUGGUCACCCUCAAGAUAGGGGGUAUGAUGUAA
This is a messenger RNA of Quercus robur (English oak), 648 nucleotides long. RefSeq lists its product as uncharacterized. Bases 1 to 648 code for a protein of 215 amino acids. The record is from RefSeq and is a predicted model, not a curated record. The transcript is spliced from 2 exons. Lineage: Eukaryota; Viridiplantae; Streptophyta; Magnoliopsida; Fagales; Fagaceae.